This is a messenger RNA of Aspergillus eucalypticola CBS 122712, 676 nucleotides long. Its product is annotated as Dabb family protein. Lineage: Eukaryota; Fungi; Ascomycota; Eurotiomycetes; Eurotiales; Aspergillaceae. The coding region runs from base 174 to 506 and encodes 110 amino acids. The transcript is spliced from 3 exons. The record is from RefSeq and is a predicted model, not a curated record.
CAGUUACUUACCCCGCAGCUAAAAACAGGUACUGGGCGCGUCGCAAGAUGGUGGCUCCUAGGCGACAAGCAGUUACUCUGGCUAUCAUCACCAUCCUUCUUUUUCUCACUACUAUCCUCUGACAACAUCCCUCUGGCCUUUGACCAGUCCUUUCACAUCAGUCGUCGCCCAACAUGUCGAUCACUCACAUUGUCAUGUUCCAAUUCAAAGCGGAGGUCAGCCCCGAAAUAAUCAAAGAUGUGUGCUCUCGGAUGCUCGCUUUGAAAGAUAAUUGUAUACACCCCAACUCACAGAAGCCAUACAUCCAGGCCGCGUCAGGCGGGGAGGACAACUCGCCCGAAGGCAUCCAAAACGGCAUCACCCACGCUUUCGUAGUGCACUUUGCGAAUGCUGAAGAUCGCGAUUACUAUGUGUCCAAGGAUCCAGCUCACCUGGCAUUUGUCAAAAGUCUGGAUGGUAUCAUCGAGAAGGCGCAGGCGGUCGACUUUAUCGAUCGUGUCUAUUGAUCUGCUGCAUAGCACUUUGGGGCUCAAUGCAAGGGAGUCGAGGGCAGGAACAUCCUCGUUCCCCUCGGUCGCCUGGAAUAUUAGUGCUAAUGUCAUUGUUAGAUGAAUGUGUACACUUAUGGUUGUAACGUAUUGAAAUGGCCUGAUUGUCCCAAUAAUAAGGUUCUAAC